Molecule: messenger RNA, 1881 nt
Organism: Eucalyptus grandis
Lineage: Eukaryota; Viridiplantae; Streptophyta; Magnoliopsida; Myrtales; Myrtaceae
Product: alpha/beta hydrolase domain-containing protein 17B
Exons: 6
Coding region: 308-1453 (381 amino acids)
Source: RefSeq, a predicted model, not a curated record
GGAAAUCACUCCUUCCUCACUCCGACAAAUAUUCUCUCCCUCUCCCUCUCUCUCUCUGCACCAAAAAGUUGUCAUUUUUCCUCUUCUGCUCGCUCCACUGCCCUCUGCCUUUCGGAUUGAAACUCGCCCGCUCUACCGGUCCAGAAACACACACACUCACGCGGCAGAGUUUGCAGACGUCAAGUCAUGCUCCGUCGUCUUCUUCGUCCAUCCACUUUUCCAGUCCAACCCAACUGAGAAGACACGCACCCCCCGGAAACUCACUUUCUCUCUCUGGGUUUUGCCUUUUUCUUUGUUUCUAAAAAUAAUGGGUUCUGCAACGUCGUCCAUGGCGGCGAAGUUCGCCUUCUUCCCCCCGACGCCGCCGUCGUACCGCGUCUACGCGGACGAGUCGACGGGGAGACUGAGGAUGAGCGACGUGAGCCAGAGGGACGACGUGGACGUGAUGAAGCUGAGGACCAAGAGAGGGAACGAGAUCGUCGCCGUGUACGUGAAGCACCCGUCGGCCUCCUUGACCCUCCUCUAUUCCCACGGGAACGCGGCCGAUAUUGGACAGAUGUAUCACAUCUUCGUGGAGCUCAGCCUCCAUCUGGGCGUCAAUCUUCUUGGGUAUGACUAUUCAGGGUAUGGACAAUCUUCGGGAAAGCCGAGUGAGCAGGACACGUAUGCUGACAUAGAGGCGGCUUACAAGUGCCUUCAAGAGACAUACGGAGCAAAGGAGGAAGACGUAAUAUUGUACGGUCAGUCGGUCGGAAGUGGACCUACUCUAGAGCUUGCCAUACGGUUGCCUUGUUUGAGGGCUGUAAUUCUUCACAGUCCAAUCUUGUCUGGUCUUCGAGUCAUGUAUCCCGUGAAGAGAACACUCUGGUUUGACAUAUAUAAGAAUAUUGACAAAAUUCCUCUGGUUAACUGCCCGGUUCUGGUCAUUCAUGGAACUGAAGAUGAUGUAGUAGAUUGCUCCCACGGCAAGCAGUUGUGGGAGCAGUGCAAAGAAAAGUAUGAACCAUUAUGGCUUAAAGGAGGGAGCCACUGUAAUUUGGAGGUCUUCCCUGAGUACUUGAAGCAUCUCAGGAAGUUCAUAUCCGCCAUUGAGAAACUACCUCGUGUUCGCGAUGUAUCUGAACAAAGUACAGAUAAUUCUGAACUUCCUCUGAUUGCCACUGAAGCGAGUAGGGAUAAGUCCAGGCUAAGUGCGGAUAAUAGGGAGAAAUCAAGGCCGAGCACUGGGCAACAGGAUAAGGCAAGGCUAAGUACGGACAGCAGAGACAAGUCAAGAUCCAGCACUGACAAGAGAGAAAAAUCAAGAAAGAGCGUGGAUCGGCUUAUGAAAUCAAGAAACAGCACAGAUCAGCCGGAGAAAGCUAGGAACAGCUUUGACCGGUUGGGAGAUAUGGUGAGGUCAGUCGGGUUGUGCAAUGUCGAUUGCUUGAAGCCAACAGCUUUAGAAGCCUGAGCCUGAGGAAAGUGCCAAUGCUUGUGACAACUUGUGUACAGAUACUCUCUUUUGCCAAUCGAGUUUAUUUACCAGGUUCCAUUUGAUAUUCAGAUAUCUUCAUGGCGCUCCAGUGCAAAUGAAUAAAGAGUGGAAGGAUUAGAUGAUCAUGCACUGUGUUGUUGCUAUGGUGAUUGAAAUUUCACUUUAAGAACGGGAUCCAGAGAUCAGGUGAUCUCUAGAUUCUCUAGUCAUUUGAGUCCUAGUUUAUACACGUACUCGGCAUCUUUUGUUGAUACACGUACUCGGCAUCUUGUGUUUAUACACCUAGUCGGCAUCUUGUGUUUAUACACCUAGUCGGCAUCUUUUACGGUUUUCCAGUUCUUUCUGCAUCUGCUAGCUGGAAGUUCUGUCAUGGAAGGUUGUAUUGAAGAACAUCCUUUGUAUCA